Molecule: messenger RNA, 1089 nt
Organism: Betta splendens (Siamese fighting fish)
Lineage: Eukaryota; Metazoa; Chordata; Actinopteri; Anabantiformes; Osphronemidae
Exons: 6
Coding region: 97-882 (261 amino acids)
Molecular function (GO): cell-cell adhesion mediator activity
Source: RefSeq, a predicted model, not a curated record
ACUUUUCAUAUAUUUUACCAACCUGUGGGGAUCUCGGUCCACCUGUACCUGGACAAAGUCCAGAGAAGUUUGAAUUUAGGCGCAAAUGAAGGAACAAUGGAAAACGGUGUAGUCCUCUGUCUGCUGUUAAUGCUGGGAGUGUUUACGAAAGAUGUUCAUCCAACAUCUCCCAUUCAGACUCAUCAGACGGUGACGGCAGCUGAGGGAGAAGAGGCUCAUUUCAGCUGUUUGCUCACAGAAUCUAAAGACGUUCUACAGGUCACGUGGCAGAAGCUUCUCCCCGAGGGGGAGCAGAACGUCGCCACCUGCAACAAGUACUUUGGCCAGAGGGUGAACCCUGACUUCAGGGACAAGGUGGCCAUCGGGGGCGGGGGGCUGCAGAGCAGCUCUCUGGUGAUCAGGAGCGUGACGGGCGCGGACGCAGGCUGCUACCGCUGCCUGUUCAACGCCUACCCCGAGGGGGCGCUGUCUGCCAGGACCUGCCUGCAGCUGCGCGUCAGGGCUCUCCAGCUGCAGGUUCCACUCAGUGAGCGCCACAGACACGAGCUGCAUGAGCCCGGACCACGUGUGCAACAGUCCAACUCCACUGAUGAGACUGUUGUGUUCGAUCGUGGUGUCGUCUGGGCCGUUACAUUGUGUGUCCUGCUGAUGGCGUGUGUCUUUGCUGCAGUCAUCUUCCUCGUGUUCAGGCUGAAAAACAUCAGGAACUCUGAGAAGAGCAAGACACCAGUAAAGACAGACCAGACCCACAGCGAGGUCCUGACGCCUUUUAUGAAAAACGAUCACAUCACGCAACGAUCGUCUGUGAAGAAAACUCCAGGAGGAGGCAGCAAAUCAUCCAAACCAGUGAAGUGUUCACGAAAACUGUUUGACCCAAGUUGAUAUCGCAACAGAGUAAAUUUCAUCUGUCAACACGAAGGUGUUCAAUGUACGUCCAAACAAUGCUGCAGCUCCAGUAAAUAUACUGUUCACCACAAUGUAAAUAAAGUACCUCAUACCCACAUAAACCUUGUUUUGUAAUAUCUGUAUUGUGUUGAUUGUAGAUAUUUAUCUUUUAAUUCUUUUUAUUAAUAAAUAUUUUCAAUACUC